AUGUAUAACCCGUAUCAGCAGCAGCAACAGCAAGGGUAUGGGUUCAAUCCCCAACAGACAGGCUAUGUGGGUGGUUUCAAUUACCAACAACAGCCCCAACAACCCCCACAACAAAUGUACCAACAACCUUCGUUACAAGGCCAAAUGACGGGAUUCAUCCCACAACAACCCAAUUUGUAUUCCAGCGGAUUCCCAGCUCAACCCCAAACUAGCUUUCAGCAACAACAACAACAACAACCACCAUCUUUGCAGCCUCAAGCUACUGGGUAUAUUCAAACUCAGCCUACUGGGUUUGGACAAUCAGCCCCUACUGUGGUUGAAAACAGCGAAUUGAAGAUUCCUGCCAUUCGCUUGUCGUUUAUCACUGCCGAAGACCAAAAGAAGUUUGAGCAUUUGUUCAGAACUGCGGUUCCUAAAGGCGAGCAAGCAAUUGGUGGAGAUGCAGCCAGCAACAUCUUGUUGAGAUCAGGGUUACCUCCAGUCACCUUGGCGGAAAUUUGGUCCUUGUCAGAUAUUGGCAACACAGGAUCACUUUUGUUUCCUGAAUUUGCAUUGAGUUUGCAUUUAUGUAGCAAGGCUAAAAGAGGUGAAAGUUUACCAGGUGUACUUCCUGAAAAGUGGUUAAAUGAAGUCAAGAGUUUCAGCGAUGCUAUUAACUUCACCGUUCCUGAUGAUCCAAGUAAGAUCUUGGCCAACACUCCCUUCGCCCUGUUUGCUCCACCACCUCCUGAUACUGACUGGAUGAGUAAGCCUGCACCUACUUCAUUCCAACCACAAAUGACGGGAUUUGGAGCUGCUCCUUUGGCAGCACAAAGAACCGGCCCAAUUGCUGCACCACCAACUACUUCAUUUGGUGCUGCGUUAACUGCUCAGAGAACAGGCGGAGGUACUUUAAUUCCCUUGCAACCACAACAAACUGCGGGAUUAAUUCCCGCUCAAAAGACCGGUCCACUCCCAGGACAAUUGCAACAAGCCCCAACUCAAUCAUUCAUCCCACCUCAAGGUACAGGAUUCCAACCACAACCUCAACUUAGUUCACAAAGAACUGGUCCAAUGCAACCACAAAGAACUGGUCCAUUACAAGUCCAAAGAACUGGUUCAUUACAAGCUCAAAUGACCGGUGGGUUAGUUGCUCAACCAACCGGAAGACCAGGGGAAUGGGGGUUUGUCUCUAUGCCCACUGGUGGUAUCCCAGGUUUGAAUGCUAUGCAGCAACAUUUCUUGCCUAAUGCACAGUUACCUUCCACCAACUUGCAAAGCGCCAUGGACACUUCGUUGAGCUCCAAUGUUACUUGGGCAAUCACCAAGCAAGAAAAACAAAUUUAUGAUGGACUUUUUGAAGCUUGGGAUACCAAGAGAAGAGGAUAUAUUGAUGGUGAUGUUGCUUUGAAUGUAUUUAGUAAAUCAGGAUUAGCCAGACCUGACUUGGAAUCAAUCUGGACUUUGGCUGAUACUAAUGACAGUGGGAAAUUGAACAAGGAUGAAUUUGCUGUGGCUAUGCAUUUGGUUUAUCGUAGAUUGAAUGGGUUUGAUUUACCUUUGAGAUUGCCUCCUGAAUUGGUGCCUCCUUCAAAUAAGUACUUGCAAGAUUCCAUGAACACCUUGAAGAAUUCAUUGAAAGGUGGUGCUUCCAAACCUGCCGUUCCUCCAAAACCACAAACUAAGCCUGAUGGAACCAGAUUCAAGAAUGAUGACAACAAUUUCUCAUACGUAUCCAAUGCUCGUCAUAAGAGAAGAGGAACUACUCCAGAAUUAGAAAGCAAACCUAGUGCAUUAAAAACAUCUUCUGAUUCUGGUUUGACCAUUGAUGAAAUGAAGAAGUUGAUUAGAGAAAAGAGAAUCUUAUUGGAUGCCAUGGAUGUUGAGGAUCAAGAUAAGCCCAAGGUUUCCAGAGACACAGCUGAAAUUGAAAAUUACAAGCGCAGAAUCAUGGAUGUUCAAUCUAAAUUAGAUGAAUAUGAAGGAGGAUCUUCAAUUGAUGAUCGUAAACAAUUGCUUGCCAAAUUAGACAAUCUCACUAGAGAUAGAGUUCCUUCAUUAAUUUCUAGCAUUCAACAAAUGAAUCAAGAAAUUGCUCGUAAAAAGAUUGAAUUAAUUAAGUUGAAGUUGCAAAGGGAAAACCCAUCUUGGAAUCCUGACGAUUAUGAAUCGGAAAUUGUCGGUACUGGUCCCAAUGGAGAAGUCACUGAUCGUGAUAGAAGAAAGUUCCAUUCCAAGCAACAAUUUAAACAAAAGAUGGCUGCUCUUACCGGUAGAGGUUCUUCUUCUGGUGGUAAUGCCGAUUUGGAUUUCAAAUUGAAGGAAGGUUCAGAGCAAGCACGUGAAGAAUGCAAGAGACAAUCAGAUAUGGUGGGUGACAUUGAAUCCGGAAUUAAAGAAAUGGAAGAUGAAUGUGCUUCUAAAUUGAAAGUCUCAGUUAAGGAAGAUGCUGGUUCAGAUAAAUGGGAAAGAGGAUUGGGUGUUUCUGAAGAAGUUGCCAAAUUUGUUAAGGAAUUGGAUGCCUUUUCAAACAGUCAAAGACGUAAUAUCGCCAAAGCUAAACAACAAUCUCCGGUGGAAUAUUCAAGUUCCAAGUCUUCGCUGCCUUUGGUAACUACCAGUUCUACUGGUUCAAUCACCAUUGACAAGUAUAGUACUCCUGAAGAAAGAGCUGCUUAUAUUAAGGCUCAAGCUGAAAAGAAGAUGAAUGAAAGAUUGGCCAAGCUUGGUAUUACCAGACGUAAGACUUCUGCUGCUGACGUAAAUCCACCAGUGGAAUCUCAUCCAGAACCUAAGGAAGUCUCAACACCAGUAGUUCCAAAAGCUGAACCAAAAGUUGAACCACCAAAGAUCGAACCAAAAGCUGAACCAAAAUCAAUUCCCCCUGCUCAGAAAAUAGUUCCAGCAAAGGCUGUACCAGCUCCACAAGAAGAAUCUUCUGAUGACGAUGAUGACGAGGAAUACAAGGCUAUGUUGAAGCAGAAGCAGGAAAUGGAAGCCCGUGAGCGUGAAAGAAAAUUAAAGAAGAAGCAACAAAAGGAAGAAAGAUUGGCCAAGCUCAAGAGGGAAAUGGAAGAGAUGAAGAAAAGAGAGGCUGAAGAUAGUGACGAGGAUGAAAACGAAAACGUUACCUCUGUUCCAACCUAUGUUUCUAAACCAAAAGAAGAACCCAAACCUGGCAAGGUGGAACCAGCUGAACCGGUUAAACCAGUUGAAGCUGCACCAGUUGCUCACCAACCACAUGAAAGUAAUCCAUUUGCCAAGAAGAUGGCAGGUGGUGCAGAAGAAGCCAAGACCAAUCCAUUUUUUAAGCCUGCCAACAAGGAAGUAGUGGUAGACACUAAAAAGGCUGCCGCCCAACGUGCUUCCCAACGAGGCAUUUCCAACAAUGAUGGAUGGAGCGAUUCUGAAGAUGAAGCUGCCAGUGAGGAUGAGUCUCCAAAUAGAGCUGGUGCAGCCCAAUUGGCUAGUCUUUUGUUUGGUGGUAUGUCUCAACCAUCAAGAUCUGACUCAAACCUUGGUAAAUCAGAUUCAGGUUCUAAAUUGCCUUCACCAGAAGCAAUCAAGAAGGAAGAACCACAAAUACUCAGACCACCAGAAGAUAAUGUAUCUGCUGGUUCAUCUCAAUUUGGAACUCCUACUGCUACACCACCACCUCCACCUCCACCAGUCUUCAGUGCUCCACCACCACCACCAGUGGCUGUUGAUGUACCAGCCCCUCCUUCUGUGGCUGAUAUUCCUCCUCCUCCUCCACCCCCUCCUCCUCCAGCUUUUGAUGCACCUCCACCACCUCCUCCUCCUCCUCCUCCAACUUUGGAUGGAAUUCCACCUCCACCUCCGCCUCCUCCACCGGCGCUGUUUGCUCCACCCCCACCACCAAUUCCAAAUGGAUUCAAUGCUCCAGCUGCUCCCCCUCCACCGCCACCUCCACCUCCUCCUGCUGCUGGUGACGCAGCUGCAGCAGGUGGUGCGCCAAACAUUUCCGCGUUAUUGGGUCAAAUUACCGGAGGUAAGUCCUUACGUAGAGUUGAAACCAAAGAAGCUAGUGGUGCAGUAGUCGGAAGAGUUUUAUAA
Spathaspora passalidarum NRRL Y-27907 is the source of this 4053-nucleotide messenger RNA. RefSeq names its product Pan1p (gene PAN1). Gene Ontology annotation, cellular component: mating projection tip; plasma membrane; cytoplasm. Gene Ontology annotation, molecular function: calcium ion binding; actin binding. Gene Ontology annotation, biological process: endosomal transport; endocytosis; actin cortical patch assembly. The transcript has a single exon. The record is from RefSeq and is a predicted model, not a curated record. Lineage: Eukaryota; Fungi; Ascomycota; Pichiomycetes; Serinales; Debaryomycetaceae. Bases 1 to 4053 code for a protein of 1350 amino acids.